Neoarius graeffei (lesser salmon catfish) is the source of this 6840-nucleotide messenger RNA. RefSeq names its product proprotein convertase subtilisin/kexin type 5b (gene pcsk5b). Gene Ontology annotation, molecular function: serine-type endopeptidase activity. Gene Ontology annotation, biological process: peptide hormone processing. Bases 341 to 5950 code for a protein of 1869 amino acids. Lineage: Eukaryota; Metazoa; Chordata; Actinopteri; Siluriformes; Ariidae. The transcript has 37 exons. Gene Ontology annotation, cellular component: Golgi membrane; trans-Golgi network. The record is from RefSeq and is a predicted model, not a curated record.
GCAGAGAGAGAGAGAGAGAGAACUAACGGCACCGUCUUCUUGGAAGCAUCCAAAUUUGACCGGAGCUGCGCAAAACACACUUGGCUGUCGGCCGGAGUGUAGAGAGAGAAUACCGCCGCGUUCAGCUGUACGGUCGAUGCGCUGCAAGGCUCAACAUCUCACACACACACACACACACACACACACGGAGGAUUCCGAGCUUCUCUCUCUCUCUCUCUCUCUCUCUUUGGAGUAUAUGUGGAGGUCAAGCGCGCGCGCAGUUCUAUGAGAAUCCCUGCUUUGCGGCAAGACCAAGUUUGGGUGUUUUUUCCUGCGCGCGCGAGCAGAGCGGGGAAUAAACAUGGUCGUGCUGCGCGGGGCUUUGCGACGCCUGGGCUCGCUGCUGUGCGUCCUCGCGCUGUGCUUGGGCUUCGCGUGCCCGCGAGCUCGCGUCUACACCAACCACUGGGCGGUCCGCAUCUCCGGCGGGCGCGAGCUGGCUGAUCAGAUCGCACACAGAUACGGUUACUCGAACCUGGGUCAGAUCGGCGACUUGAAGGACUACUACCAUUUCUUCCACAGUCGGACGAUAAAAAGGUCGACGCUCUCCAGCCGCGGCGCACACAGCUUUAUCUCCAUGGAACCAAAGGUGGAAUGGAUUCAGCAGCAAGUGGUGAAAAGAAGGGUAAAGCGAGAUUAUAAACCCUUGUACCCAGGUUCAGUCAAGACCAGCUCAUCCCAGUCUGACUCCAUCUACUUCAACGAUGCUAAGUGGAGUAGUAUGUGGUACAUACACUGUAACGACAACAUCCAUAACUGCCAGUCAGACAUGAAUAUUGUUGGCGCCUGGAAGAGGGGAUAUACAGGCAAAGAUGUCGUGGUCACAAUUUUGGAUGACGGCAUUGAGCGGAACCACCCGGAUCUCAUCCAGAACUAUGAUAACCAGGCCAGUUAUGAUGUAAAUGGAAAUGACUUGGACCCCAUGCCAAGAUACGAUGCCAGCAAUGAAAACAAGCAUGGCACACGGUGUGCUGGGGAAGUGGCAGCAUCUGCCAACAACUCUCACUGUACUGUGGGCAUUGCCUACAACGCCAAGAUUGGGGGUGUGCGGAUGUUGGACGGAGAUGUCACAGACAUGGUGGAGGCAAGGUCACUCAGUUUGCAGCCGCAGCACAUCGAUAUAUACAGUGCUAGCUGGGGGCCAGAUGACGAUGGCAAAACUGUAGACGGGCCUGCAGCGCUUGCCAGACAGGCCUUUGAGAAUGGCAUCCGACAGGGCAGGAAGGGCCGUGGUUCUAUUUUUGUAUGGGCAUCGGGUAAUGGCGGGCGGAGUCGAGAUCACUGCUCGUGUGACGGCUACACCAACAGCAUCUACACCAUCUCCAUCAGCAGCACAGCGGAAAGCGGCCGCAAGCCCUGGUACUUGGAAGAAUGCGCCUCCACUCUCACCACCACAUACAGCAGCGGUGAAAACUACGACCGCAAGAUUAUCACUACAGAUCUAAGGCAGCGCUGCACAGACAGUCACACUGGAACGUCCGCAUCAGCGCCAAUGGCUGCUGGGAUCAUUGCGCUUGCCUUGGAGGCAAACCCUCUCCUGACAUGGAGGGAUGUACAGCACAUCAUUGUGAAAACGUCACGCGCUGGCCAUCUCAGUGCUCCUGACUGGAAAACCAAUGCAGCAGGGUACAAUGUAAGUCACCUAUAUGGUUUUGGGCUCAUGGAUGCAGAGGCCAUGGUCAAAGAAGCUGAGAGAUGGAAACAAGUCCCCCCACAGCAUAUAUGUGUGGAAAAUGCAGAUAAGCAAAUAAGGACGAUUCGCCCAGAGCAUGUUGUUCGUUCUAUUUACAAGGCAACAGGCUGUACCGAUAAUGCAAAUCACCAUGUCAUUUAUUUGGAACAUGUGGUUGUACGCAUCGCCAUAACCCACCCACGACGAGGAGACCUAUCAAUUAAUUUGACUUCACCUUCAGGGACAAAGUCGCAGCUCCUUGCCAACAGACUGUUUGACCAUUCAACGGAGGGCUUUAAAAACUGGGAGUUCAUGACUACUCACUGUUGGGGAGAGAAAGCUGCUGGAGACUGGAUCCUUGAGAUCUAUGACUCGCCCUCACAAGUCCGAAGUCAGAAAGCUCCAGGCAAACUGAAGGAGUGGUCGUUGGUGCUUUAUGGUACCUCGGUGCACCCGUACGCCUCCCGCAAUGACAAGCCUCGCUCUGUCGUGGAGCCUCCAGUCGAGGAGUAUGUCGAGGAGUAUGUGGGCCCCUGUGAUCCAGAGUGCAGUGAAAAUGGCUGCGAGGGCCCUGGGCCCCAUCAGUGCAUCAACUGCCUGCACUACUUCCUCAAGUUUAAAAACAACACCAGAAUGUGUGUGCCCGAGUGUCCGCCUGGCUUUUUCCGGGAUGAUAAGAGGCGCUGUAAAAAGUGUUCCCCUCUAUGCGAAUCCUGCAUCGGUAGUCGCAGCGAUCAGUGUACCUCGUGCCGGCAAGGUUUUUACCUCCGAGAAGGAGCCAAUACAUGCAUCUAUGCAUGCCAUGAAGGCUACUAUCUGGACCGUGAUGCCAGCAUGUGUCGUAAAUGCAGCGAGAACUGCAAGAAAUGUACUUCAGCAAAUAUCUGUAUGGAGUGUAAGCCAGGGCUCAGUCUACAAGGGAACAGGUGUCAGCUGUCCUGUGAAGCUGGCACAUACUACAAUGGGCAUAAACGGAUGUGUGAGCAGUGCCAUCCUGCUUGUGCUACGUGUGCAGGUACUGGCAUCGAGGCAUGCAAUAAAUGUGCCGAAGGAUACUAUCUUGAGGAGUGGCGCUGCGUUCCCGGUUGCAGUUUAGGAUACUACAUGGCAGAGAAAAUGAUACAAAAUGGAGAGGUCCAGAAGUUUUGCCACAAGUGUGAUCAUACAUGUUACACAUGCACAGGUCCAGGAGAUAGAAACUGCAGUUCCUGUGUGAAGGGAUACAACCUAGAAAAUGGUGUGUGUAUCGUCAGCACCAUCUGCAAAGAUGGUCACUAUCUGAAUGAUGGGAAAUGUCAUUUAUGCGACAUUACUUGUGAUAAGUGUAAAGGACCAACGAGCGAGGACUGCCUUCGCUGUUUUUCGACUCGGUUCUUUGAUGAUGGACGCUGUGUAACACAAUGCGAGUCUGGAAAGUUUGAAAGAGAUGGCCAGUGUCUUCCCUGCCAUCCUACAUGUCAUGACUGUAAUGAUGAAGGGCCUGACAAAUGCACCAGCUGCAGCAGAGAUGGGUUUGGAGUGCAGCGUUACCUGUUCGGCGGCGAGUGUGUGGAAAGCUGCCCGCAGUCACACUAUCACUCGUUGAAGAGCACGUGCGAUCCAUGCACUCCGAACUGCAGCACCUGCGUGAGCGCGACAGACUGUGUUCACUGCGCUCCAUCGUUCUACUCCAAAAACGGCAUGUGUGUCAAGCUGGAGUGCGCAGACGAAGUGGCUAAUACUGGUGAAAGUGAGGAUUGUGUUACUUGUGAAGAAGGCUGUCAAAAGUGCCUCAGUGUAAAACCAACGCACUGCAUGUCCUGUCUCAAGGGAUAUUACAGAUUGGGGGAAAGUUGCCAUAAGAUUUGCCCUGAGAAAACCUAUGGAGAUGAUGAUGAUGAUGAUGCCAAUCUGUUGUGCAGGCCAUGUGAUGAUUACUGUGUUAACUGUGAUGAGUCCCAGUGUUACCUCUGUGAAGACGGCUUCUUCCUCUCAGACGGGAUGUGUAUGGAGCAAUGUGAAGAGGGUUUUUAUUCUGACGCGGUACGCGAGUGCGAGCCGUGUCACUACAAAUGCCGGUCAUGUGGUGGCCCGUACUAUGACGACUGCGACUCCUGUGAAGAUGACAUGCGUUUGCUGGAUGGGCAGUGUGUCCGUCUAGACAAAGCAGUCCAGUGUGAACCCUUAUACUUUCUCAACGAACAGGAGGAAUGUGAGGAGUGUCAUCCGACCUGUAAGCUGUGUUGGGGGUCACAAGCUGAUGAGUGUAACACCUGCAAGGAUGGUAUGUUUCUAGAUGCAAUCAGCCGUAUGUGUGUAUCGUUGUGCCCUGCGGGUACCUUUGGGAACAAGACGAGUGGGCACUGCGAGGACUGCCUGCCAGGCUGUGUCGUGUGUCAAGAUGAAGCCCAACGCUGCCACAAGUGUAGAAGUCACCUCUACCUACAGAAUGGCUUAUGCGUUGCCAAUUGUACAGAGGGUUACCCUAAAGGUGGUGCUUGCCAUAGCUGUGCUGAACAAUGCGCCUCAUGUGAAAAUGAAGCUGAUUAUUGUCUGAGUUGCAAGCAACAGUAUCUGUUUCACAAACACACCUGUGUGGCCCACUGCCCUGAGGGCUACUAUGUUAAAAGCAGCGUGUGCGAGGAGUGUCCUAACAGCUGCACCCAGUGCGACGAUAAAGGACAAUGCAGUGAAUGUGAGCAGUACUAUUUCCUGUAUAAGGGCAUGUGUUUGGAUGACUGUCCCAAAUCCUACUUUCCAAAGCUGCAAGAAAGGAAAUGUGAGCGUUGUCAUGCAAGUUGUUCAACCUGUGAUGGACCUGAUACAGACAACUGCAUAUCAUGCUGGAAUCCUACAGAUGUUCGCUACAAUGGAGCAUGUCUGUCCACCUGUCCAUCAGAGACGUACCAAGACAGGACUGAAUGUUGGGACUGUGAUGAGUCCUGCCUGACCUGCUCUGGUCCUCACCCUUCCUCAUGCCUUAGCUGCAGGUCCAACAUGAGGAAAGAUGUUAAUGGCCAUUGUGUGUUUGAUAACAGCUGCCCUCUAAACACAUUUGAGGAUAAAGAUGGGCAGUGCAAACCAUGUCACGCAAGCUGUCUCCACUGUUCAGGCGCAGGCGAACAUCUGUGCCUCAGCUGCCGCAAUGGCUAUUACCUGCACAAUCACAUGUGUGUUUCCACGUGUCCGGAUGGUUACUACAGUGACAUGAACGAGCACGAGUGUAUUAAAUGCCAUUCGACGUGUGCAGUGUGCCAUGGGCAUCACAGUAACGACUGUCUCAAAUGCAGAGCCGGUCUCUUCAGGUCGGGAAACACCUGUGUGCAAAUGUGCCCUUCCAGGUUCUAUCCCAGUGAUGCCAGUGGGACAUGUGAACACUGUGACUCAUCGUGUCUGGAGUGUUCAGGCAGCGGCAAGACGCACUGCCGCGUCUGUAGAGAUGGAUACUUCCGGUUAAACGACGAAGGGAUUUGUGUCCACGUGUGCCCGCCAGACUACUUCGCGGACACCGUGAAGAAAGCGUGCUAUCGAUGUCACCAAUCUUGCAAAACCUGCGAAAACUCAGGACCUUUAGACUGCACGUCCUGCUAUGAGGGCUUUCAAAUGGUCGGGGGAAUUUGCUCAUCCAUGUGCUAUGUUGGAGAGUACGCUACGUCUACGAGGCCAAAGGUUCAUUGCGCACCAUGUGACUCAUCAUGUUUAGAGUGUAAAGGGGCGGGACCGUUCGGCUGCAUCAGCUGCCACGCUGCACAUCGUCUCUUGGAGGAUGGACGGUGUUUAGCUUGUUGUGGAAUAGAGAAUCGCAUGGACCCGCCCACACUGCCCUGGGAGUGCUGCCAAUGCCACAAUGCUUCCUUGGAUGUGUGCGUGCCUGGGGUCAACUUUAAAUUACUCAGCAAAGAGGAAGUACCUGCAGGCAACUCUAGCCUCGUUACGGUCAUUACAAUAUUACUGCUGAUAGGCAUAGGUGUGGUGGCUUUCCUCUUCAUGCACUGCCGCCCAAAACUGCCAUCCUUUAGUUCUGUAAAAUCGAAUGGCUACACCAAGCUGGACAAAGAGCCUGCCUUUACCGCAGCCACCCUCCCUGACAGCAUUCAGGCUGACUACUGUGAUGAGGAUAAAGAUGAAGAUGAUGACGAUGAGGUUGAGAUUGUCUACAUGGGGCCGGAUGGCGUGGUGUAUCAUAAAUUUAAGUAUGGUCUUCUAGACCAGGAAGAAGAGGAGAUGGAGUAUGAUUAUUCAAUCUCUGAUAUAAAAUGAAGUGUAUGACAGUCUAACUCGUAAAAUUUUUUUAGCACUUUCUAAUUUUGGUCGUUGACAGGAUUUAUUUAUUGCUAAUGUAAUAGAGGGAAUGAAACACUUUUUUGUUCUUCUGAGGGGAAGAUGUUUUGAAGAACAAUCAGCUGGAAGCACUUUCUUAAUGCCCAUUGCAUUCCAGUACUGUUUUAAAGGAGAACUGAAGGCAAUUUUUUUUUUUAAAUCAAAAUUCUAUUUCUCAUUUUAUUAAAUGUAGGAAUGCGUUUUUGAUCGCUAUUUUGUCACUGCUAUAGCAAGUCAUGAGUUUGAAAUACGUGAUGUAAUAUCAGUCCAUAUGUCAAAGCAACGGCCGUAAACGAGAUGCGUUGAGACCUGGGCGAGACAUCGUAGGACGGAAGUAAAACAUACAGCGGAAAUCAAAGUGACCAACAUCUGCUAACGUUGUCAAAAGACGCGUGCGCCCUCUUUCGAAUGCUGACGUAAUCAAGCCGGAAGUUUUGUUUGUUUUGAUAGCAAUCAGGAAAGUUUGAAAAAAGUCGGCAGUAAUCGUCAUUUAAACUCAUUUUUGUGCAAUAUUUCAUUUGGAAAACAGUUUUCAAAAUGGUGGCACUGACACCUGGUUGAUACUUCACGUUUCGAAGUCUCAAGUCUUGUGAAGAUUGCGCGGAUAAGCGACGCCUGCCGUGGACCAAACGAACUAAAUUCAACACGGCUAAAAACCGAAUAGGCUGAGAAGUAUAUUUAAUUGCAAUUAGUUGCCAAUACGAGUCAUGAUAUAAGGUUACUAAAACCGAAAACGGAAUUAAAUAACACGUUAAUUAAGAAACAAAGCAAGUUUUAAAAAUGACUUCAGUUCUCCUUUAAAUGCACCAUCGCUGGGUGGUUUAGGGUCC